CCUUCUUCUAUACCCUACUAUAAUAAGUACUAGUAUAGUAUAGUAUCUUUUCUAUAUCUAUAGCCAUCUCUGUAUCUUAUCUAUCUAUAGCGAAUAUGGUUAGAUUAAUGGAGAUGUCAUACUUGGGGAUGAUGGCAUUAUUAUUGAUGUUGGUGGUGGCCGUGGUAGCUGACGAUUUCAAGUAUAAAGAUCCAAAACAGCCUGUUGCUGCUCGUGUGAAAGAUUUGUUAGAUAGGAUGACCAUGGAAGAGAAAAUUGGUCAGAUGGUUCAGAUUGAAAGGAUUUCGGCUACUCCUGAUAUUAUGAAGCAUUACUACAUUGGAAGCUUGCUAAGUGGAGGAGGGAGUGUUCCAAAUCCACAAGCAACUGUUGUUGAUUGGAUCAAAAUGAUAAAUGAGUUCCAAAACGGUUCACUUUCAACCCGUUUAGGAAUCCCAAUGAUUUAUGGUAUUGAUGCCGUUCAUGGGCACAACAAUGUUAUUAAUGCUACCAUAUUUCCACAUAACAUUGGCCUUGGGGCUACCAGGGACACUGACCUUGUAAAGAGAAUUGGAGCUGCAACUGCUGCUGAAGUUAGAGCAACUGGAAUUCCAUAUGCUUUUGCUCCUUGUAUAGCGGUCUGCAGGGAUCCAAGAUGGGGACGGUGUUAUGAGAGUUACAGUGAGGAUACCAAACUUGUUCAAAGUAUGACAGACAUUAUAUUAGGGUUGCAAGGUGAAAUUCCCAAGGGAUCACGACCGGGUGUCCCAUAUGUUGCUGGAAAGGACAAGGUUGUUGCUUGUGCAAAGCACUUUGUGGCUGAUGGCGGGACAACUCAUGGUAUCGAUGAAAAUAACACUGUGGCGAACCAACAUGACUUGCUAAGCAUCCACAUGCCUCCUUACUAUGACUCUAUCAUUAAGGGUGUAUCAACGGUCAUGGUGUCAUAUUCCAGCUGGAAUGGUAGACGUAUGCAUGCCAAUGGAGAUCUUAUUACCGGAUACCUUAAGGACAAGCUUAAUUUCAAGGGCUUUGUUAUCUCAGAUUGGGAGGGAAUUGACCGAAUUACUUCCCCGCCGCAUUCCAACUACACUUACUCUGUUCAGGCUAGUAUUUUAGCUGGCCUCGACAUGAUUAUGGUGCCGAAUAAUUACAUCGAGUUCAUUAAUGAUAUUACAUCUCUGAUCAAGAGCAAAGUUAUCCCAAUGGAACGUAUUGAUGAUGCUGUGAGCAGAAUUCUACGUGUCAAGUUUACCAUGGGCCUUUUUGAGAACCCUCUUGCUGAUUUCAGUAUGGUUAACGAGGUUGGAAGCCAGGCACACAGAGAAAUAGCAAGGGAGGCGGUGAGGAAAUCACUAGUACUGCUGAAGAACGGGAAAAGGCCCGAUGAACCACUGCUGCCUCUACCCAAGAUGGCCUCAAAGAUUUUAAUUGCUGGACCUCAUGCUGAUAACCUGGGUUACCAAUGUGGUGGAUGGACAAUCGGUUGGCAAGGGUUUAGCGGGAAUGGAAACACAACAGGAACAACGAUUCUUAAAGGAAUUAAAGCUGCGGUUGACCCAAGCACCGAAAUCUCUUAUAUGGAGAACCCCAAUGGUGAUUUAGUCAAAUCCAAUAACUUCUCGUAUGCUAUAGUUGUUGUUGGCGAGCAUCCUUACACAGAGAUGUUUGGCGAUAGUUCAAACCUCACACUUCCAGAUCCUGGUCCAAGUGUCAUCACGAAUGUUUGUGGGAAUGUCAAGUGCGUUGUGGUCAUCAUAUCAGGUCGCCCAGUUGUGAUUGAACCGUAUAUGUCUGUGAUUGAUGCUCUGGUUGCCGCUUGGUUACCCGGCUCUGAAGGUCAAGGUGUGGCUGAUGUCCUUUUUGGAGACUAUGGGUUUACUGGUAAACUUUCAAGAACUUGGUUUAGAACUGUAGACCAACUCCCCAUGAACAUAGGUGAUCCACAUUAUGAUCCACUUUUCCCUUUUGGAUUUGGACUCACAACAAAAUCAGCGAUCGAAAGGUCGAUUUCUGCUGGUGUCGUUAGAAGACCAUCAGUCGUUGGCAUUUUAGUGUCUCUGUUGAUCACUUUGACUUUUUCACAUAGGUACAUCGCAUAACUUAGGGGAAACUUAGCUUAUAUAUAGGAGCUCAGCUUCCAUCCAUCAUUUUGUAGACUUUAGGGGAAUUCUGUGAGGUCUGUCGGCCUUUAGAAUUUAUAGAUUUAGAUGUCAGGUAUUGCUGAGUUGCGUUGAUGCCUCUACUUCAAACAACCAAUUUUUUUUUACACUUAAGACGAUUCAAUGCAAUGUUAUUACUAGUAUUAUUUACAAUGUUGACGGCAUAUGUAUUUGUUUUGGUUUGAUAUUGACAAUGUUGAAGGCAUUUGGUUCA
This is a messenger RNA of Erigeron canadensis, 2355 nucleotides long. RefSeq names its product beta-glucosidase BoGH3B-like. NCBI's taxonomy places the organism in Eukaryota, Viridiplantae, Streptophyta, Magnoliopsida, Asterales, Asteraceae. The transcript is spliced from 11 exons. Gene Ontology annotation, biological process: glucan catabolic process. The record is from RefSeq and is a predicted model, not a curated record. Gene Ontology annotation, molecular function: beta-glucosidase activity. The coding region runs from base 96 to 2081 and encodes 661 amino acids.